Molecule: messenger RNA, 5867 nt
Organism: Helianthus annuus (common sunflower)
Lineage: Eukaryota; Viridiplantae; Streptophyta; Magnoliopsida; Asterales; Asteraceae
Product: transcription initiation factor TFIID subunit 1
Exons: 21
Coding region: 164-5656 (1830 amino acids)
Biological process (GO): RNA polymerase II preinitiation complex assembly; transcription by RNA polymerase II
Cellular component (GO): transcription factor TFIID complex
Molecular function (GO): TBP-class protein binding; histone acetyltransferase activity; RNA polymerase II general transcription initiation factor activity
Source: RefSeq, a predicted model, not a curated record
CUUGUUUUCGAUUAUCAUCCUACUGGCGAACUUUGAAUUACAUAUUAAAGAUUACUAGGGUUCUGAAUUCAUCUUCAAUUUCGCACAAUCACUGAUCGAUCUGCACACCUUUAUCGAUCUAUUGAACGUCUAUUCAACGCACAAUCAGAUUUCAUCUUAAAGAAUGGAUUCUAAUGCUGAUAAUACUUCUGAAGAUGGUAGGGGCACUGAUGACCGUGAUGAAGAUGAUGACGACGAAUAUGAAGAGGGUCGUGACGGAAGUCGUCUUUUAGAGUUCAUGUUUGGUAAUAUUGAUGGUUCCGGUGAUCUUGACAUUGAUUACCUUGAUGAGGAUGCAAAGGAACAUCUUGCUGCACUAGCUGAUAAACUUGGCUCAUCUUUAACGGAUAUUGAUCUGUCGGUAAGAAAAUCACAGACAUCUGGUGAUGCUGCUGAACAAGAUUAUGACCAAAAAGCUGAAGACGCAGUAGAUUACGAAGAUAUCGAUGAACAAUACGAGGGACCGGAAGUCCAAGCGUUGACUGAGGAAGACUAUCUCUUACCAAAAUCUGAUUAUGUUUCAACAACCAUAACUGCACCAUUAACUACAUCAUCUUCACUGUUUGAUGAUGAAAAUUACGAUGAAGAAGAAGAAGAAGAAGAAUUACCGAAAGAACUUGAUCAUGUGGAUAACAAUGAUCAAGUUCAAAACACUUCUGUCUCAGGUGAGGUUGAACACGACGCACAAGAAAAACGCUCUCCAGAGGAUGGCACCGGUGCAGUUGAAAUAGAAAACUUGGAUCCUGAUGUUGUGGAACUUGAUAAGGACGACACGACUCUGUCAGAAGAAGAAGAAGAACCAUUUGAAGCAAAAAAUUCAACACCGUUGCCUGUUCUCUGUGUAGAAGAUGGAAAUGUGAUUUUACGGUUUUCGGAGAUUUUUGCUAUUCAUGUUCCUUUAAAGAAAGCAGUAAAAAGGGAUCAAUGGUUUUCUGUUCCAAAAGAAAAAUAUAAGUCAAUGGACGUCUCUGAAAUCGUGGAGGAAGAUGAAGAAGCGUUUUUGAAAGGAUCGUUAGACGGUUUUCCUCAUAUGAAACAUAAGCAUGUGUUUGAAGAUGAUUUAUUGACGUUAAAUCAGGAUAAAAUCGAGCUCCCAAAAUCUGGGGUUGUUAACGAGGAUAGAAUGGUAAUUUCAGAAGAUGAUGAUGAUCAGAAGGAAGACGUUUGUGAUGAUGUCAUACCUUUUAAUGGAAACUCAAUGUUAGAUUUACCUCUUGACCAACAAGACUGGGAAAACCGAAUUAUUUUUGAUAAUUCUCCAGAUGCCACUGAAACGUUUAGUGGAGGUGAGGUAUCUGGACCCGAGUCCGACUCGUUAAACGGGCGCACGAGGACACAGACGGUGUCAAAAAUGGAUGAUAAAGAUGGUGGUCUUUUUAGUCAUGUUUCGGUAGAACCGUUGAGCUCAAGAAAAUCUCCAAAGUCAUACAGUUCAUCAGAAGAAACGGUUUACCAUCCGCAACUUUUGAGGUUAGAGUCCCGUUUGGAAACCGAUGAAAGAAACCCAACGGCUGAAAGCGAUACGAUUAAACGGUUUGACAAGCUUACUUUACGAAACAAAGAUUUACUAGACGGGUCAUGGAUGGAAAGAAUAGUGUGGGACCCACAACAAUCAGUUUCGAAACCGAAAAUACUUCUCGAUCUACAAGAUGAACAGAUGCUGUUUGAAAUUUUGGAUAACAAGGAUGGCGAGCAUCUUCAGCUUCACGCUGGAGCCAUGAUUACAACUCGGUCUGCUGACUCAGCCGCUGCCGGUGAUUCGUUCGAGCUACACGGUGGUUAUGGCGGUCAAUCUGGUGGGAAAUUCAAUAUCGCUAACGAUAAAUUCUAUUCCAGCAGGAAGUCGUCUCAGCAGCAGCUGAAAUCGCAUUCGAAGAAACGUGCAGCGCAUGGUGUUAAAGUCUUGCAUUCGAUACCUGCACUGAAGCUACAGAUAAUGAAAGCCAAACUUAGCAAUAAAGAUAUUGCAUAUUUUCAUAGACCGAAAGCGGUAUGGUAUCCACAUGACAAUGUAGUGGCACUUAAAGAACAAGGAAAGCCGCUUACAAAAGGAUCGAUGAAAAUAUUAUUGAAAAGCUUAGGUGGAAAAGGCAGCAAGCUUCAUGUAGAUGCUGAGGAGACGAUUUUAUCCGUCAAAGGAAAAGCUACUAAGAAGCUUGAUUUUAAACCAUCAGAGCCAGUAAAAAUAAUAUACUCGGGAAAAGAGCUUGAAGACGAAAAAUCUCUCGCUGAGCAAGACGUUAGACCGAAUUCUUUACUGCAUCUUGUACGUACGAGAAUACAUUUGUUACCACGUGCCCAAAAGCUUCCUGGCGAGAACAAAUCUUUGCGUCCACCUGGCGCUUUUAAGAAGAAAUCAGAUCUUUCUGCAAGAGAUGGCCAUGUAUUUCUAAUGGAGUAUUGUGAGGAAAGGCCUUUACUGCUUGGAAAUGCCGGAAUGGGUGCUCGUUUGUGCACGUACUACCAAAAAUCAAGCCCCGGUGAUCAAACCGCCACUCAAUUGCGCAGUGGGCCCAACAAUUUGGGGAACAUUCUCACCCUUGAUCCAGCCGAUAAAUCACCAUUUUUAGGAGAUAUAAAAGCCGGUUCGACCCAAUCCUGUCUCGAAACUAAUAUGUAUCGAGCUCCAAUAUAUCAACAUAAAGUCUCGUCAACUGACUACUUACUAAUUCGAUCUGCAAAGGGAAAGCUCUCGUUAAGACGCAUGGACCGCAUUUAUGUCGUUGGUCAACAGGAACCUCACAUGGAGGUAAUGUCUCCUGUAUCGAAAGGGGUGCAGACGUAUAAUAUGAAUAGGCUUUUGGUGUAUAUGUAUCGUGAGUUUCGCGCUUGUCAAAAACGUGGCUCGGUGCCUGCCAUUCGUGCUAAUGAGCUGUCAGCACAGUUUGCAAAUGUGGCUGAGGUUUCUUUAAGAAAAAGGUUGAAGUUGUUUUGUGAUUUUCAGAGGGGUCAAUGGGUUAUGAAGCGAAAUUUCCGUAUUCCAUUGGAAGAGGAGCUUAGAAGGCUGGUUACACCUGAAAACGUGUGUGCGUAUGAAAGCAUGCUAGCUGGCAUGUACAGGCUCAAACGUUUGGGCAUCAGCAUGACUCAUCCAGCCGGUCUUUCUUCCGCAAUGAAUCAGCUGCCCGAUGAGGCAAUCGCUUUAGCUGCUGCAUCCCACAUCGAGCGAGAAUUACAAAUAACCCCCUGGAAUUUAAGCAGCAACUUUGUCGCGUGUACAAAUCAGGACAAAGGAAAUAUUGAGCGGUUGGAAAUUACCGGUGUUGGUGAUCCAUCUGGCAGAGGUUUGGGAUUUAGUUAUGUUCGCACGGCUCCCAAGGCACCGGUUUCCAAUGCAGUAACGAAGAAAAAAGCACCGAUAAAUCGAGGUGGUAUAACCGUAACAGGAACAGAUGCGGAUCUUAGGAGAUUAAGCAUGAAAGCCGCAUGCGAGGUUCUCAUUAAAUUCAACGUUUCCGAGCAACAAAUUGAGAAACUUACAAGAUGGCAUCGGAUCGCAAUGAUCCGGAAGCUUUCUAGUGAACAAGCAGCCUCCGGAGUCAAAGUUGAUCCAACAACCAUCAGCAAAUACGCACGCGGUCAACGGAUGUCGUUUUUACAACUUCAACAACAAGCACGAGAAAAAUGUCAAGAUAUCUGGGACCGACAAGUUCAAAAUCUUUCCGCCAUUGAUGGUGAAGAAAUCGAAAGCGACAACGAAGCGAAUAGCGAUCUGGAUUCAUUCGCAGGGGAUCUUGAAAACCUUUUGGAUGCAGAAGAAUGCGAUGACGGUGAAGACGGAAAUUACGAGUCGAAUCAUGAAAAUAAUUUAGCUGGAGUUAAAGGACUUAAAAUGAGACGGUUGCCUUCGCAAAGUCAGGCGGAAGUCGAAAACGAAGAUGAAGCUGCUGAAGCUGCAGAGUUGUGCAGAAUGCUCAUGGAUGGAGAUGAUGAGGCUGAACGGAAGAAGAAAAAGAUCAAAUCAGGCGAUAUGGGAUUAGUUCCUAUGCAGCAGUUAAAUAAUAAUUCUAAAAACAAGGAUAAAUCGAAAGCAAUGAACACACCUGUGAAGUCGUCAAUGUCGGGAUCAUUUUCUAUAAAUGAGAAUGCUACUAGAUCAUUAAAAGACGAUGACUUGUUUCCUUACAAGAAAAGCGUUUCUUCUGGAAAGAUGAAACCGAAAAAGAAAGAUGAUCUUGAACAAGUUGGUUUAUUGAAUAAAAAACUUCGAAUUUUGAAUGAUGGAAUGAAUCUUAUGAAGGUAAAUACAAAGAAAAAUGCAAGAGAGAGUUUUACAUGUGGAGCUUGUGGUCAGUAUGGUCAUAUGAAGACGAAUAAGCACUGUCCCAGAUAUAGAGAAAACGCCAGCAUCCAAAUCGAAAGUAAAGAUUUCGAAAAAGGGUCCAACAAAUUGAUCAAUUUGGAUCCCGUUGUAAAACCGCAACAAAAAAAUACCGUAAAAAAGCUUAUACAAAAAGGUGGCACGAAACUCGCUGUUAUAGAAGCACCCCCUGAGGAGGAAAGAACGUUAAAAGCCAAGGUUCUAAAGGUCAAAUGUGGGCCCGCCAACGACAAGGUUCCCGAGAAGGCUACUCCAAGCACCUCGCAAGUUUCUGAUCGACCGGUAACAUCGGAUACCGAAACGGUUAAUAAAUCUUCGUUUAAAGUUAACAAAAUUAUAUUCUCCAACAAGUUAAAGACUGAAGAUGUCCAGGUUGAAUCACGCAAACCGUCAUCUCUUGUUAUCCGGCCGCCUGUCGAGACUCCCCGAAACCCGUCUCGAUUAGUAAUCAGACGACCCAAGGAAGUCAUUGACCUUGACCAAGUUAGUCAAGAAGUCAGCCCAGGAAUCGAGCCAAGAAAGACGAAACGAAUUACCGAAUUAUCGGGUUUUCAGAAGUCCAGUAGACCUAUAGACAAUCAUCAGUAUUGGGAAGAAGAAGAACAACCAACAAUGAGUUACGAGAGAGAGCGGGAGCAGGAGCAGGAGCAGCGGGCCCGGAGAUUGUAUGAAGAAGAACAAGCAAGAAAACGGGCGAAUGAGAUAAGACUGUAUGAAGAGAAUAUAAAACGGGAACGGGAAGAAGAAAGGCGCCUGCGCGAAAAAAAGAAGAAAAAUAAAAGUUUUGUUUUCGAGACUCGAAACGACUAUUAUGAUGAGCCCCAUUUGAGAAGAGACGAGAGACGGGAACGCGACCGCGCUGCAAAGAGAAAGCCUGUUAUGGAGUUGGGCGGCAGGUUCGGUGCUGAUUACACCUCAACUGUAAAACGCCGCCGAGGGGGUGAGGUUGGUUUAGCUAAUAUCUUGGAGAAAAUUAUUGAUACUCUAAAGGCGCACCAUGUGUCGUUUCUUUUCUUGAAACCGGUGACUAGAAAAGAAGCUCCGGAUUACCUGAAAAUCAUUGACCGGCCGAUGGACCUGUCAACAAUGAGGGAGAAAGUUCGAAAGUUGGAAUAUAAAAGCCGAGACGCUUUUAGACAUGAUAUGUGGCAAAUUACGUAUAAUGCUCAUAAAUACAACAAUGGAAGAAAUCCGGGAAUCCCGCCGCUAGCGGACCAGCUUUUGGAGAUUUGUGAUAACUUGUUGGACCAAUAUGAUGAAAUCCUUGAUGAAGCUGAAGCAGAUAUAGAGGAAUGAGAAUAUGUUUUGUGGAAUUGUAAAUUCUACUGUGUAGUUUAGUUGAAGGGUAAAAGAGUAAUUUCAGCCCCUUUAUUAUGGGAUGGUGGUCAUGGUUUUAUUUAGUGACUGUGUACAUAUGUAGGAAUAUAAGUUGCAGGUUUUGUAAACCAUUUGCUUUUCUACUUUUUAAAUGAUGGAAAAUGAGGGAAGAGUUUAAAGUCUUGAAAAA